Mizuhopecten yessoensis (Yesso scallop) is the source of this 10370-nucleotide messenger RNA. Its product is annotated as partitioning defective 3 homolog. Gene Ontology annotation, biological process: establishment of cell polarity; intracellular protein localization; establishment or maintenance of epithelial cell apical/basal polarity. The transcript is spliced from 24 exons. The record is from RefSeq and is a predicted model, not a curated record. Gene Ontology annotation, molecular function: protein binding; phosphatidylinositol binding. Bases 554 to 5101 code for a protein of 1515 amino acids. Gene Ontology annotation, cellular component: cell cortex; apical junction complex; apical plasma membrane. NCBI's taxonomy places the organism in Eukaryota, Metazoa, Mollusca, Bivalvia, Pectinida, Pectinidae.
CCACUGUAAAUAUCGAAACACAUUGGGCACUGUGUGCCGGAUCGCUAGGAUAUUUAAAGGAAAAGUGUCAAAGUGAAAGGAAAAUGAACCAAGUCCUACAUUCGUCUACAAGAUUACUGUGAAUGUCUCGACGUAACUCUGUGUAAGGUGACGUGAAUAUUCGAAUAACGCGGGAAUUCCCACGUCAGUUUUGGCCAGGUGUGUUACUGUGUAUCGUACACGGUGCGUUUAGAUACGGCGACAAUGUUUGUUUUUAUUUGUGACCAGCAGGGUUAUAACCCCUUCUAAAGGACAUAAGUGGGUAAUGUUGACCAAUAUUAUUUGGUCUUAACGUGUUGGAUUCCAUUUCACUGCCUGGAUAUAAUAUCAAACGGAACUUUACCCUCGAAUUUUGACAAUUUGAUUAUGGGGCCCACAGUUGGGCUGUUGCCAAACUUUGGUUAUUUUGAUUCUGUUUACAUAAAAAGUAAAUGAAUAUGUAGACAACGAUGGUGAUGAGACGAGAAUUCGUUGCUGUUGAUGGAUGAUAAUUCUUGUGAACUAAGAUCAAACGAUGCCGAUGAAAGUGACCGUCUGUUUCGAUCGAGUUCGAGUGAUCGUUCCUUGUGGUGAUGGACAUAUCUUGGUGGGAGAAUUGAUCUCUAAAGCUAUUUUACGGUACAAGAAGGCCAUUGGAAAGUCAAGUGACCACUGGGUGACAGUCCACAACCUUAAGACCAGCACUGACGGUGGAAUACUUGACCCAGAUGACAUACUCAACGAUGUGGUGGACGACAGAGAACAGCUGCUGGCUGAUUAUGAGGAGAAGGGAGGAAAUGGUUACCAGCCUCACAACGGAGAUGGAGCAAGUGCGAGUUCAGCAGGAACAGCUAGCCCAGACAUCUUCCAGCCCCCGGACCAGAGUCCAUCCUUUUCUCGUAAGGAGCUGCAGGACAAUCGUCACGACAUUGUGGUCACUCCUAAGGAUUUAACAACAGGGUCUGGGCUGACGGUCAGACAUGGUAGUGAGCCCAUGUUGAAUGUGACCGAGGAGGACCAGUCAUCAGAAUCAAAGCUUACAGUCAAACCAAUCCAGGUGAAAGAUGAAGACAAGCCAACCGGAAUUCUGCACGUCAAACAAGCUUCUCUGGAUGAUGGUAAAUCAAAGAACCCGUUCAGCCGCUUCGCGAGGGAUUCCUGGAGACAGUCUGUUGGAAGUCGUCCAGAUAUGUACAAAUGGUUGGAAGCUCAGGAACGACAGCAGGACCAAUAUCCUCAGAUGGAGCGACGAGAGCCUGUUGGUAGUGUCGGUAUGGAAACUAAGGAAGACAACUCUGUUACCCAGCCUGUUAUCAAACCAGCAUUGACACCACUCACAAACGAACCUGUAGAGAUUGUCCUGAUCAACGACGGUGGCCCCCUUGGUAUUCACGUGGUCCCAGAGUACAACGAAUCUCAGAAGGAGUUAGGGUUGCUGGUACAGGGGAUAGAGCCAGGUGGUAAAAUAUUUAAAGAUGGCCGCCUCAGAGUGAAUGACAGAAUCAUUAACAUCAAUGGAACAAGUUUACAUGGAGUCAACUUUGCCAGAGCUCAAGAAAUAUUCCGCAAGGCUAUGACCACAUCAGAAAUACAGUUGCUUGUGGUGAAGAAGAAACCUUCUUUACCAAAGAACCCUCCCCCUGUUGCCCCUAAACCUAGGAGCCACACACCUGUGAAGCCCUCUCCUCUUACUCUCCCCAUUACAAACAAGCUGGAUUUAGUGGACCAGUUAUCUCCCCUUAGCCCAGAGAUCACAAGUACUCCCACAGGAUCUGUACAGGGCAAUAGUCCGGACACGCAGGAUGGGAAGUCUCCUCUCUCACAGCGUACCUUCAGGGAGCCUAUAAGAUCAGGCCAUUAUGUUAACCCUCUGUCCCCCAUCCGUAAAGUACCGCCAGCCCCUCCAACUAGGAGUCCAAAGACCUCGUUAUCAGCAAAUCCUGAGAUAACUGUUUCAUCUAUCAAGGCUCCAACCAAUACUAAGAGGAUUGGCAAGAAAAUUGCCAUUGAACUCACUAAAGGUCCCCAGGGGCUGGGGUUCAGUGUGACGACUCGAGACAACCCUGCCGGUGGGGACUCGCCUAUCUACAUCAAAAACAUACUCCCAAAGGGAGCAGCUAUUACAGAUGGGCGGCUCAAGGCUGGUGACAGGCUUUUAGAGGUGAAUGGGGAGGACAUGACCGGGAAGACCCAGUCUGAGGCAGUGGCGCGACUAAAAAGUUGUGACCCAGGCAGUCUUGUCCAAAUUGUUGUGUCGAGGCAGGAAUUAGAACAGGACGAGAGAUUCCGUGUUCCUCGGAAACUGGAUAAUGAGAAAGAAAACCAAAAACAAAAUGUCUUGCAGCCUGCAGAAAAGUCAGGUGAUGACGGCACACUGGUGGGAAUGAGGAACAAGGAGGUCCUUACCCUUGACAUUCCGCUCAAAGAAUCAGGGUCAGCGGGGUUAGGGGUCAGUGUCAAGGGUAAGACCCAGACCACUGAGCAUGGGCAAAGGGAUCUGGGCAUCUUCAUCAAGGCUGUGAUACAUGGAGGGGCUGCUUCAAAGGAUGGAAGGCUAAUAAUCAAUGACCAACUGUUAGAAGUGAAUGGUGAUGUGUUACAUGGACUAUCUAACACUGAAGCUAUGGAAACAUUACGGAACUCUAUGCAGAAAGACGGUCCUCUAUUAGGGUAUAUACACCUUGUGAUUGCACGGAGAAUAGGGGCCCCCUCCCCGUCUCCCUAUCAGGAGUACAGUACAGACUACAUGUUAUUUGAUGAACAACGGACUAGUGGUGAUGAUAGUCAAGAAAGUAAAGUAGAAACAGAAAGUGAUCGGACGUCAGGUGCUAAGGGAAGUAACUCUAAAGAAAGUAAUAAUAAUAUCAAGGAUUAUAUAGAUGGUGCUAAGGCGCGUAAUUCUGCUUUGGAGCGGCUAAUGAGCGGGGGUAAUGGCCUGCGAAAUGACUCUUACACACGCGCUACAAGUGAGCAAGAUGUGGAAGGGGUUGGGCUCCGUAAUGAGUCAUACACACGGGCCACCAAUGAUAGUGCUAAUAUGUUUUUACCAGGAAUGUCUCCUGCAGCUAAUCACCAGCGGAGUGCCCCCACCCUCAGGUCCCGGGGGACGGAGGCAGUGAUGAUCGAGGAUGACCCCGGCAGUAAAAAGCAGAAUUACGACAUGAAGAUGCGUCCACAUUCAACACUGGGAAUCCUAAGAGGGUCCCCUCCUCACUCCAACAGCAGCAGCUCCGAAGACUUGAGGGAACAGCCACCCAGCUGGCUACGAGGCCCAGACUGGAACCGUCAUCCAAGUGCACCCGGUGAUCGCCAUCCAAGUACCACCAGUGAGGAACCCAUGAGUCCCCUAGUGACAGAACCAUUUGCACGGGAUGCUAUGGGACGACAGAGCAUGUCUGAAAAAAGGCGCGGCCAUCAGGACCCACGGGGAAGCGAGUAUUACCAACGGGCCAAGACCUUGCGGGACAGUCAGAAAGAUGAAAAGACAAAAAACCGUCGCUCAGCCUCCUUUCAUGUGGCAGGUCAAGGUCACCAGCGACGAGCUCCAGGUAUGGUACGGGUCGGCUCAGCCGAGUCUCUCAUCAGUCGCUCGAAACCUAACAUUCCCCCUCUACAGCUGUAUGGAAACACAGGGCCUGCCCAGAAAUCAACGUCCAGCUCAAACUUAAAGCGAUGCAGUUCCCUUGAGAAUCUGACCAUGGCUGGGCCAGGUGACCAGGACGAUAGCGGAGAGAUUGCCGACAGUGACGAGGACGAUCCUAGUCAAGAGGAAGAUACUCCUGUAGUCCCGCGGUCAAUGAUGGCAAGGGGACGGGGAACUAACGACAGCUUUAGGGCCGCAGUGGACAGGUCUUAUGAUCCUGUGGAACAUUCCACUAUGGAAACUCGGGAAGGUAUGUAUAGCAAUAGUGAAGGCCACCCACACGACGGCGGACACACACUUCUGUCCCUACAAGGCAGUAUGGGGUUCACAUAUUCGGGAUAUGUGGAAGAGGAAAGUAGUGGCGAGAUUUCGGGGCGGACAAACUCAGCGCGUUCGUCAGUCAGCAGUGAUGCUACAAGUGAUGACAAAAAGGGUGGCAGGCGGAAAAACAAAGAUAAAAAGGGAGGGAAUAUCUUCAAGGGUAUUUUCAGACUUGGCCGAAACAAAAAGUCUGCUGAAGAAAAUGCAAAGACUGAGGUAGACAAGCAGGAGGAAGAAGCAGAGCGCCAUUUUAUCUCUCGGGACAUGGGCAACAACAGGCAACAUGAUGCUGACGGCAAUAUGGGUCAGCGAUGGACCUCAGUACCAGACACACACCAGUCUUACCCUGUCUCACUCCCCCAGCAACCUUCUUCCACCUCCCUAGACAGUGAUAACCACAUCAUCAGAGGGGCCACCCCCAACAACAUGUCGCGUGCUGAAUGGAUCCAGCACCUGCGUGCUGAACACCAGCGAAAACACAAGGAGCGUCAGGGGCGGUAUCCACUUGAUGAUCGUGAGGAGGGGUAUGAGCGAGAACUACAGGAAACAGAGGAACAACUGGUACCUCCCAUGUACAGGCAAUACAGACCCAACUCAAGGCAAGCAGCAGAAGGGUACAAGUAUGAUGAUCAGCCAAGGUCAACAUCAAGUGAAGGUUAUAUGUAUGAAGGUCAAGGUCAUCCAAGGUCAAGGCCUAGUUCUAGACAACAAUAUGAGAGGCCACCACCUCAGCCCCACAGCUACACAGACUACAUGUACCAGAGUGCCCCGCCCAACGUCUCCUACCAGCCCCCAGCACCUUGGCCCCACCCUGGCCAAGAUAACCCUCACCUGCAGCAUAAUUACCCCCAUGUCCGUCAGAACAGUGACUCUUACUCCGACCGAGAUCAGUUCCCACGGCAGCCCCCAUCUCGAAGUCAUACCCCUAUAGAACAAUGGCAUGACAACCACCUCAGUUACCAUCGAAAACCGUUAUACACAUCGGCAGAAGUACACCCCACAGACAGUAAUUAUGGUUAUAAUGACGCAGUGUAUACCUAUAGAGAACCUGUAUAUCCGCCAGUGGCAGGCAAGAGACAAGUGCAUACGAUAACACAGCCAGGGUCGGCUAAAGUAUGACCCCCAGUGUCCCUGGAAAGGGUUGUCCGCUGAUAUAUAGAACACUUUCAGUGUCCAGAAAUAGGGCCAAAAUUUCACUCCAAAAAAGUGCUUUCUGCUAUCGUUAAAUUGCUCAGUUAGUGAGCAACAACAGUAUAGCAUGGACCCGAGUUUUAUCAUGUCGACCAAGUGUGUUCUCCACUUCCAAUGCCAAGUACCUGUGCACCAAUACAGCCCAGAUUGGGUCCAAGUUUCGUCACAAUAAGUGUGUUCUCCACAUAUGAUCAUUUCAACAUUCGCCACGUAUGUGACGUGGAUACUUGUCGCCAGAUUUUGCAGUACUAUGUGACAUGCCGUUGUGAGUACACAGUGUAUACCAAGACCAAACGCGAUGUUUAAGGUUGUGUACAUGAGUUUACUAUCUCACAUGUAGCUUGGUAAUCUGUAAUCUAAUAAAGUGGAUCCUUUUCACAAGUUAGAAUAUUGUAUGACAGAUUGCCAAUUUGUAUAAAUGCAAACAUGAAAAAGUCAACACUGAUGCCAUAAUUGCUGCAAAUCUGAAAUUUUGAACUAUAUUGGACUAAAGCCAUGUUACAUCACUAGUUAACCCAAUUACACCUGAAGUCACAUUUGAACCUUACCAUAUCAAGGACUGGGCAAUUCCAGUUUAUAAAUUUAGGGGUGAAUGAAUUAAUGCCACAGAAGUAUGCUAGAAAAAUGCCAUGAUCACCAAAAAAUGGUUCUCCAUACAGAAUAUCAUGAGUCAAUACUUUACUAAUAAGAAUACAAUAAUCAGCCAUGAUCACCAAAAUAUCCAUGUACUGAUUUUUUUUAGUAUGAUUGUGAUUUCAGUUUUAGUAUGUAGAUGGCAGUGGUUAUACAUAUACCAGACAUGAUCAUUGUAUACAUUGUAUUGAACUUAAAUCAGUGUUCUUAUUAUAAGACAGAAACUUAUACAGUGAAAUCAUGUAAAAUAUUUAAGAAAAAAUGUCUUUUCAUUUUGACAAGGCCCUCAUUCAGUGAAAUUGCAUUUCAACAAGUACUUUAGAAUAAGACAUUUUUUGCAAAUUGUGCUUCUGAAAAUAGAUCGGGAACAGUUAAUUAUCAGACCUUCAUACAGUGUAUUCCUGUCUCAUAUUGUAAUUAGAGUAAUUAACAAAUUCUAAACUUUCAAUUAAUUUAUUUUCCUGACUCCGUCUAGCAUAGGGAUAUGUAAUAGGUUAUCAAGGCUAACCGAUUAUAUUUUUUUAUUACUCAAGAAUCAUUUGAUCGGUUUUCGUGAUAAUUAACUUAUUUUGUUUAUCUCUGAAGACAUAAUCAAGGUGAAAUUGUUUUACUGAAACAAACAUUUGAACAAGAUCAACUUCUGUCCCUAUGAAGAUUUCACAUUGUAAGGGAUGUAGCUCUGCAAGAAAUUUUGAGAAUAGGUUUUUUUCAGAACAAGUUAGUGAUAAAUUGAAUAUAUAUAUUUUUGUAAAUAUAGAAAAGAAAAACUAAACAGUUGAAAAAAAGUUCACAUUUAGUUCUAAUUUUCUUUAAAUGUUAAUGAAAUUCAAACAUGCCCCAAAGGUAAAAUAGAUUUUUUCUUUCAACAGUGUUAAAAUCUAGAUAGCCAACCUUUUGUCUAUUUAUUUUCUGUAAUAAGAUUUUUAAAAAACUGUCUAUAAAACCUUUUUGUUAUUUUAGAGGUAAACAAAAUAAGGUUUUACUCAAAUGAAAAAUUGAUCACAUUUUUUUUGUGAAUAAUGAAAAAGAUUCCAUAUCCGAGUUGUACUUUUGAGAGUGGUCCUCUUCAAAAGACAGUAAUUUUUCAUAAAGGAAUCAAAUGAAAUGCAAUAUAUAUAUCGGGUAAUGUUCUUUUAUUUUUUGUGUAUGUGUGGUCCAUGUAUGUCAAGAAAAACCAGUGUCUUUCAGUUGUACACUUUGUAAAUGUUUUUUGUGUUUAAUGAGACAGAACACAGUAAUAUUAAUGUUGUACAUGUACAAAGAAUAUAGUAGCAUAGUUGUUAUGUAGCUGAUGGUACCAAUGUACUUAUGUGUUUGUAUAGUCUUGAAUGUGUCAUUGUAUACUGCACUGUUGUUCAAUUAACAUGGUUCAUACUUGUGUUAUAUACUUUCCCCUUCUAAUUUCACAGGACCAGUGUAUCUUGUCUCGUGGAAAAUCAUGUAAUGUUUUCUUGUGUAUUUGUCUCUAUAUUUUGAAUUGAAACUCUUAACAUUAAAUUUUAAUAUUUUAACAAAAAUGUCUUAUAUGAAUUAGGGUAGAACUACUUGAUAUACUAUUUAUGAUUAUAACCAAGUAAUUGAGUAGAGUCAAUAUCAGAUACAGAUUUAAUACAUCUACAGGUGUGUAUAAAUGUUAAUAAUAUUUAAAAUCUGGGUCCAAUGUAUGUUCAAUAUAGCAAUUUGAUCCAGUUUCUUAACAACUAUCAUAAUCUUUCCACUAGACGUUCAGAUGUAACACCAUUUCUGCAUUUCUUGCUGUUGAUGCGUUCAUUUUCAUAAAACUGUAUUUUUGGCGAUAUAUUUGAUGAUAAUUUAAGAGAAUUGUACAAGGUGUACUUUCAUUAAAGGGAAAGUUGUCAAAGGGGAGAUAAUAAACGCAUGCACAUGUAUAAUGUACAAGACAGAAUAUAUCCUUAACUAACAUAAACCACAGGUAUUAUGUGUAAAACUAUUGACUAAAUCAGUGAAAGUUCCUGUGUAUGUGGUAUUUAAAUUCAGCAACUGUUUGGUAAUUUAUGUAUAUAGAUUAUGUGAAUGUUUCAAGGUGCUAUAAUCGUUUGCUACAGAAGUAUAAUUGUGAGGGUUGAUCCGUUAAUCAUGGCCACAUAUUUGUUUUAUCUGUUUCGCUAGCUCUGUACCGUCAAGUAGAUGUAUCACGGUAGGAUAAUGGUUUUAUUGACCAUUUCUUGAUUUCAAUUUGUUAAGAAACGAAUAAGUAGGAAAUUUGUCAAAAUUAAUUACUAGAGAUUUUCAAUGAAGUGAAUUAAAUUGGUGAAGUUACAAGAUUUUAGUGACAUGGUGUAAACAACUGUUGAGAAAAGCACCUUCAUUCAGUAUUAUUCUAUACACAUUUCCACAUGGAACAAACAUAUAAGUGCCAGUAAAUAUUUUGAUAUGAUGAGAUUUCAUCAGUCAGAAAUAACGGUUUUGAAUUUUAUUUUUUAUGACGACGUCAUUUGCCAGGAAAUCCUGUUCAAUAUAAUUCACUUUUGACACGGUUGUGAAAAUAAUAUUAUUUUACUUGUCAUGUUUUAUUCGUUUUAUCUUCUUACAAUGUAAUUUUGUGGAGUAUUUUUAUUCAAACCUAAAUGAAAUUAAGACUAUAGACGUGUGUUUAAGAAUUAAAUAACGUGUCCUUCCUGUAAGUUAUAUGUAAGCCAUAAUGUGAGUUCAAUGAAAUCCCAGUGUUGAUAAUAGGCUCGUUAAUUGCCAGUGUUGGUAAUUAGUCAUACUUUAUUAAAUUAACUUCAUACAAUGUACCUGUACACCUUAGAAUGGGCAAAUUGAUUAUGGUUUAAUAUAACAAAGCUGACUACAUCAUAAUUACUUUUUUUAAAUAGAUAAAAUAUAAGAUACAGUAUAAUCCUGCUUUUCUCCUUGCUACUGGAGAUUAAUGUUUUGAGAAUUGACUUCUGUUCCUUAUUCGGGUUAUAAUUGAAAGUUGUAUUGCCUAAACGUGGCAAGAACAUUUAAAUAACCCAACGGUAAUAUCAGAAUAUUGAGUUGUGUUUGCUAGCUCUAGCCUGUUUGAAUUAAUUAAAUGUCUAAAAGAUAAUUCAGUGAAUCUCCUGGUAAUGGUUCUGGAGUAUCUGACUGUGUCUUCAAAUUUAUAUUUCAAUACAACUGUAUUAAUGAACAACAUAACUUCGAUAACUCAUUUCUUUUAUAUUCAGAAAAUAUUUUAUUAAUUAUGAACUAAAUAAUGUGUUAUUUUAUUUAUCUCCAAACAUGACAAUAAUGUUCAAGAGUUCAAGAAUGCAUGUCUUUAGAAAUUUAACAGAGCAAGGGAGAUAACUUAGUAUUGUAGGCAAAGAAAUAUACCAUGAUACCUGUUUAUCUUUAACAAAAGGUUGAAAACAAAGGAACUAUCAGGUGGAAAUAGUUUGAAGUUGUAAGUUCACCAAUUUUUAUUUUUUUUAAAUCAAACAUGCACAAAUAUAAUUCAUAAGUUAUCUCCCUUUACAGUGUUAAAUUAUCUUUGAAAGCAACAUUUUUAGACACUCAUGUGAAUGUGAUGAAUUAAAAAAAUUCAAAAACAUUUUGCCAUUUUUGAAGAUAAACAAAAUAAGGUGUGUCUGUCACAUUUAGGGUAAUUUUUGAUAUGUGAUAUGUUGUUUGUCCUUGUAAACAUUUUUUCGGCUAUAUGAACACAGAUCUUUAAAAUCUGCAGCAACUUUUGAUGGCAAAAAUGCGCAGAAAAGGCUGUAGCAGUCGUAUAAAGGUAAUACCACAUCCAAAUUUUAAUCAGACAAACAAGUCUUGCUUUUUCUUACUUUUGUGAAGUUAUUUGAUCCACUUCAUAGACAAGGCACUGGUAUUGAUAUUGUGAAUUUUGAUGAUAAUGAUACUGUAAGACAUCCACAGGAAAUUGUACAGAGCCUUCUGCUAACAUAUCUACAUGUACAUAAGUUGCCAGGAAUAUAUGGAGACCAUGAAAUAUAUAUUUACAGUAUGCAUGUUUAAUAUUGUAAUACAAUUUUGACAGUGCUAGAAUUGACAUUAGCCAAAGAAUUUGCCUUUUCAUAUUCAUAACAUUCCAUUGACCUGUACACUUUUUCUGUUAUAAGUUUUUCUUCAAUCUUUCAUCUAAUUUAAGUAAUUUUGAAGAUAUUGUCUACUUUCACUAUUUUUAAUUUGCCUUGAGUGCUGGGAUGAGAUGCAUCAAUGAAUCUUAUUACUUUAGCCAAGAUACCAGGCUUUGUUAAACAGCUUGAAAAUACUUGUUUUGAAGCUGAAAAUUCGCUUUUGACAGAUUUUUAUAUGAAAAAUUUAUCUUAAGGCUGUAUGCUAUCUUACAUGCUGUAACUAUAGAGUUAUCUCCUUUAAAUAGUCUUCAUUGUCAUUUUGUUUAUGAUUCAGCCUUAUUUGGCAGUUAUCAAGGUGUGCAUUCGUAUAUUCUUUUCAAUUUUUUCAGUAAGUAAUUUUGAAUAUCAAAUCUAAAAUUAUAAAAUAAUUGCAAAUCAUCAGUUUUUAAUAUAGAACUCUUUUGGAAAUGAGAGAAAUAAAGUAGUAACUUAAAUCAUUCACCCCUGAAGACACAUUUGAACUCUUCUAAUUCAAAGGU